AUGUCGGCCGUUCGCCCAUCCACUUCCGCCGCGGCGCACUCGCCAUCAUCGCCCGCAUCCUCAUCUCAAGCAGCCUCACGCCAGGGCUCGUCGAGUCCGCUGGCAUCGCAAGAGCAUGACAGCGAUAAUGAGGGCCAUGGACUCCAGAUGAUCCUGAGGAUCAAACGAAAACGCAAUCAAGACCCUGUAGAUGCGCUCAUCAUUCAGCAGAAUCAGCGAAGAACCAAGCGCAGGUCCAUGGUGUUCCCCAGUCCAGGCGCAGAUGACGGCGACUCCACGUCACUUGCAACUUCGGAUGCUAAAGAGGCGGCGACAGCCAAGCAGCGUGGCGUCUUUCGCUUGGCCGAGACGGUGUCGCUUCAAUCGUUCUCCGAUCCUGAUGCAGCACGCAAGCUACACGAGCGCAUUUCAGCCUUGAGCCGAGGAAUUGCAGCGGGUCCCAGCACCAAGCCUCUGAAUCCUUCCAAGCUAUCCCAGAGUGUUUCAUCACCCUCGCUCAGCCAAACGACCUUCGGCUUACGACCACUGGAAGCACCGUCAAAGCCUGUUGACUCGCAUGCUGCACCAUCGACGUCACGUGUCCACCGAUCUCUCGCAAGCUCGGCGUCUUCACUCAACGCUUCGAAUGAAACAUCACCGGCAGCGACACCUACGUCCAGGCUGAAAGCGCUGGCGUCCGAGCAAAUCGAUCGCGACAAGGACCGCCGGUCCCGCAGCAGCACGCCCGUGGGCAUUCGCUUCAAGGUCAUCUCAAGAGAUCAUGCAGCUGGAAAAGGUCUCAGGCGCACUGGAAGCUCGGCAAGUCUUCGAAAGAUGCGCAGCGACAUAGCGUCGAGUCGUCCAUGGCACACGCCUGCCGGUCCGCCUGUGAUCCGGUCCAGGAAGGAGAAGGAGGCCGAGGCCAUCUUUGGACGCAUCAUCGACGCCGAGACCGAGCCAGACCGUUCUUUGCAGAGAUCUGCUGCGGCAACAGCAGCGAGUGGAAAGCAGACGCAAGCGGUGCAGCAAAGUGAGGAGAUGGCGGGUCUAGAUGCCAAGUUUGCAGAGAUGCUCGGCGACUAUCUGCGCUCUAACAACAUCGAACCAUCUCAGGACUUGGACGAGAUCAGUCGCGGCGCAUCACAAUCUCACCAAGCUGAGCUCGGAGCAGAUGCCGACGCAAACACGCCCGACGAGGUUGACAUCGAUGACGAAGACGACUAUGUGUACGACGUUUACUAUCGAGACAUGCUACCGACCAAAGCAGGACCUUCGGGAUCCGCAGAGACCGGCCUUCAGCCCGCGCAGGUCGCAGGACGAGAGAAAGGUGCCUCGUCCGCUUACACAGCGGUGCCGGACUCGAUGGCGCUACCCAGAGUGCUGGGUGGCGAAGUGGUACCCCCGGAAGCUGCGGCACUGACACCCAACUGGUUCCCCGGUCUUGACUUUGCUGGUCCCAAUGCGGUGAUUGCGUCGCUCGAAGGAUUCGAGGACAGCGAUAAUGAGCUAGAGCAGCCGGAAGAGGACGGCUUCGAAAGCUUCGACGAGGGUGAAGACGAGGACAGCAACGACGAGGGUUUUUACAGAAACGAUUAUCCAGAACAGGAGCUCCCUGAUGCCGAAGAGGUAGACUUUGACUAUGACGAUGAAGAAUUCGAUGCGGAUGAACGCGACCAGUACUCUCUUUCCGACGGCAGCUUCUGA
Sporisorium graminicola is the source of this 1683-nucleotide messenger RNA. RefSeq lists its product as uncharacterized. The record is from RefSeq and is a predicted model, not a curated record. The coding region runs from base 1 to 1683 and encodes 560 amino acids. The transcript has 2 exons. Gene Ontology annotation, biological process: protein import into nucleus. NCBI's taxonomy places the organism in Eukaryota, Fungi, Basidiomycota, Ustilaginomycetes, Ustilaginales, Ustilaginaceae.